Labrus bergylta (ballan wrasse) is the source of this 5758-nucleotide messenger RNA. RefSeq names its product collagen, type XXVII, alpha 1a (gene col27a1a). Gene Ontology annotation, biological process: extracellular matrix organization. The record is from RefSeq and is a predicted model, not a curated record. Gene Ontology annotation, molecular function: extracellular matrix structural constituent conferring tensile strength. NCBI's taxonomy places the organism in Eukaryota, Metazoa, Chordata, Actinopteri, Labriformes, Labridae.
UGUCCGGGCUGCGCGUCCCUCACUCUGGAUCGGCAUAAAUGAAUGAAACACAGGGGAAUAUCGACAGACAACCGCACAGGAAAACUCUCUGUCACAGCAGCAGUCUGCCAGGAGGAAUUUAUGUCGGGCUUGACAAGCAAAUCAACAUGAGUUUUCCCCUCUGGAACUUCAUCUCAAGCUUGUCAAAUGUGUAAAACGGCGACCGGUGUCGUCUGCCCCCCUUACGAAGGAGUCACGCUGUGAUUAACGGUCAGGUUUUUGACUGCCAGGACAAAUGAAUACAAAUGAAUUUAGGCACCCGAAGGAGAGAUUGCAGAACCUCUCAUCUAGACACAAAGAGAGCCCUAUUGCUCUGUACAGUUUUAUAUUGUACGUGUUACCUGGGACUUACACAAGUACACUCUGAAGAUGUGGACAUCCUCCAAAAGUUGGGGCUCAAGGGAGAGAAGCUGUCUCGCUCUGUGCCAGCAGGGGUCAUUCCAUUCAGAUCAGGGAUCAUCCUCAACCAGCGGGCGCACAUUGAAACUCCAUUGCGCUCUGUCAUCCCAUUGGCCAUCUGGCCCAAUCUGGCACUGGUCCUGAGUGUGCGCUCACACCGUGUCAACAGUGCUUUCCUCUUCACCCUGCUUUCAGGCCGCAAGAAGCUCCUUCUUGGUCUGCAGCUUGCUCCGGGCAAUCUGGUCCUUCACACUGGACCAAACACUUCGGUGGCACUGCCCUAUGAUCCCCAUGAUGGUCAGUGGCACCAGCUGGCAGUGGAAAUUAAUGGACAGAGAGUGACUCUAUAUGCCUCCUGCGGAGAGCAGAGUGUUCAUGCAGAUUUUGGGUGGGACAGUGAGGAAGGGCUGGCUCCAGAGCUCCAUAGCUCCUUUUUACUGGGACAGUCAAGCCAGCAGCAAGCUUCAGCACACUUUGAAGGAGCCAUCUGCCAAUUUGACCUGGUCCCUUCUGCACAGGCAGCUCACAACUACUGCAGGUACAUUAAGAAACAGUGCAGGGAAGCAGACACAUACAGGCCCAACCUUCCUCCCUUGUUGCCUAUCCUACCAAGAGAAAAAAACAUCACAGCUACCGCCGCUACGCCUAAACAUGGUGGUCCGGUAACAGCCAGAAAGCCCACAGGGUUAAGCCUCGCCAGGAGUGUUGCCGCUGCUGCCUCUGCUGUUAGAUAUGUAGCCCCUACUCAAACAAUAAAGCCCAGUUCUGGGACCAUUCCUACACCUUUACUGGCAACAGUAAUGCCAGUCACAGUUCAGCUUGGUUUAGCAUCCCCACCUCCCAACACCAGGACGGAAACUGUCACAGCACCACUCAGGACAAGAGUACACCCAACAAAACCACCAAACUCAAAACCCUCCACCUCUAAAUCUUCAAAUCCAAAACCCUCUAAACCCACUCCCUCAAAGCCCAUUCCUAAUAUCACGUCCAAAAAAACAGUUGCAGGAACAGACAACAAGAAGAAACCUAACUUUCCAGCCACUACCGACACCAAACCCUUCAAGACAAAGCCUGGACCUACCUUAUCAGACCAAGGUGCAGUCCCUAAGAAACCACCACCCACCACAGCCAAGAAAACACCUUCCAAGCCUAAAGUUACACCAUCCAAAGCUUCUCCGUCCAAGCCCAAAGUAAAUUCUGUCAAAGUUUCCACAUCAAAACCUACAAUACCCAAAGUUAACCCUUCAAAACCAACAGUCUCCAAAACUACAACUGCAAAAACCUCCAAGCCAGUCUCAAAACAGGUCAUCAAUCCAACAAAGCAAGCAACAACUACCAAGUCUCCAGUCACCCAAAGACCAAGUAGACCUUCAGACAACCCAGUAACACCACCUGCCACUGAUGGCUUCCAGAGCUGGGAGGUUCCACCAACUCAAUUCUCCCUCCUGGAAGGAGCUAUAGGACAGAAAGGAGAGGCAGGCCCAUCGGGACUGCCAGGACCUCCAGGGAAGGCGGGCCUGCCAGGCAAGAGGGGUCCUAGGGGCGCCCCUGGUCCCCAUGGAAACCCUGGCCGACCUGGUCCAUCCGGGCUCAAGGGGAGAAAAGGAGACCCUGGCAUUUCACCUGGACCAGCACCUAAAGGAGUGAAGGGAGACUCAGGGAUUGUUGGCCCGGUUGGACUGGCUGGCCAAGAAGGGAGGAAGGGGCAGAAAGGUUACCCUGGUCCACCUGGACUCCCUGGAGAGUCUGGAGAGCAAGGUCCAGUCGGAAGCCCAGGUGCCAAAGGUUAUCCUGGCAGGCAGGGUUUACCAGGGCCUAUAGGACCAGUUGGGCCUAAAGGCGUUCGGGGUUUCAUUGGAAUCCCGGGGCUUUUUGGCCUUCCUGGGCCUGAUGGCGAAAGAGGCAUUCCUGGCGAACCAGGGAAGAGGGGCAAGAUGGGUAGGCCGGGGUUUCCAGGCGACUUUGGGGAGAGAGGACCACCUGGACCAGAUGGAGAGCCAGGUGAGAUGGGAGCCCCCGGUCCAAACGGAGUUCUUGGACUUAUUGGUGAUAUGGGACCUGUGGGAGAGAUGGGCCUUCCAGGACCUAAUGGACUGAAGGGGGUUCCCGGAAAUCCAGGAGAACCAGGACUGAAAGGUGAUAAGGGUGAAAUUGGGAUUCCUGGAGAACAAGGGGAGAUUGGGUACAAAGGAGACAAGGGUAUCCAAGGGGCUCCAGGUUUGCCAGGCAUCCAAGGAAAACCAGGACCGCAGGGAAAGGUAGGAGAGAAAGGUCCAGACGGUACACCUGGACCUCCAGGCCCUGAGGGUUUUCCUGGUGACAUGGGACCACCGGGAGAGAACGGCCUUGAAGGACUAAAGGGAAAGCCAGGAGUCAGAGGUUUACCGGGACCACGAGGGGUGCCUGGCUUGGAGGGUAAUGAAGGCCCGAUCGGACCACCAGGACCAACAGGGCUUGAGGGUAGACUGGGCCGAAAAGGAUUUCCUGGAAAAGUUGGGCCAGAGGGACUUAAGGGAGAGACUGGUAUCACAGGAAAUGUUGGAGCCAUGGGGGAAAGAGGCUUGGUGGGUUUCAUUGGACCUGUGGGAGAGUCAGGACUGGCAGGAGAGAAGGGUGAUCGAGGGGAGAUGGGCCUUCCCGGACCAUCUGGAGAAAAGGGAUCAACGGGUCACACAGGAACACCAGGUGCAACUGGGCCGACAGGACCACUAGGAAGAUCAGGCCCUCCUGGAGCGGCCGGGCCUGCCGGUACCAGAGGACCCAAAGGCUUGCGGGGAGCGAUCGGGCCUGACGGCCCAACGGGAGAGAGGGGGUUAGAGGGCAAGGCGGGCUUUGAUGGUCCUCCAGGAAAAUUAGGUUUCCCUGGACCUCAGGGGAAGAUCGGAGAGUCGGGUGAAACUGGGCCUAAAGGUUUUCCUGGUAUCCAAGGGCCUUCAGGACCUCCAGGGGACAAGGGAAUACCAGGCGAGCCGGGACCACCUGGGCCACCAGGGACGGUGGGACUGUUGGGAGAGAUCGGCCAAAAGGGUCCUCCAGGCAAGGUGGGGGAACCAGGACUGCCAGGCGAGCCAGGAGAGAAGGGAGCCAUUGGAGCUGACGGGAACAUCGGAGAGCAGGGACUGAUAGGACCACGGGGAGAGCCAGGCCUAGAGGGAGAAGUUGGUUCUGCUGGUCCCGAUGGAGCCAAGGGUGACAAAGGCGACAUGGGUCAGGAGGGCGACCAAGGAGAAAAAGGAGAAACUGGGCUAAAGGGAAAGGAGGGCCCGCUUGGAAGUCCUGGACUCACCGGCGUCAGAGGUCCGGAAGGGAAACCUGGAAAAUUUGGUGAAAGAGGCAAACUGGGCCCGAAGGGUGCAAAAGGUCAUCAAGGUCACCUUGGGGAGACUGGGACUGUGGGGAAGAUCGGACCACCAGGUUUUGUUGGGCAGAAGGGGUCCAGAGGAACCAUUGGACACGUGGGAGCUCCUGGUCGGAUGGGUCAACAAGGGGAAACUGGUCUUGCAGGUUAUGAGGGCCAUCAGGGAACACAGGGCCCGAUGGGUUCUCCAGGACCAAAAGGUGAAAAGGGCGAGCAAGGAGACGAUGGCAAAGUAGAGGGUCCUCCUGGUCCUCCAGGUGACAUAGGUCCUACUGGUGACAGAGGAGAGAGAGGAGAAUCAGGAGAUCCCGGUUAUAAAGGUCAAGUUGGCGUGGAUGGAGAGAGAGGCAGGUCUGGAGCUCCUGGACAGCCUGGACAGCCUGGGCCUCGAGGGCAACAAGGACCCAAAGGAGCCAAAGGAGAUCAAGGUCAAAAAGGCAAAAGGGGUCUGUCAGGACAAAAAGGAACCCGAGGAACAGAGGGUGUGGGUGGUCCUCCUGGUCCCAGAGGUGUGGUGGGCAGAGAGGGACAGGAGGGUGUUCCCGGGCAGGACGGAGUCCCAGGAAAGGAUGGCAGUAAAGGCAUGCCGGGAGAACAUGGUGACGAUGGGGAGUUUGGUCCUUCUGGCAAAUCUGGCUUCCGAGGUAAAACUGGUGUUCCAGGACUCCCAGGAGAUCAGGGGAGCUUUGGAGCAAAGGGGGAGCGGGGUCUUCGAGGUCAGAGCGGACCUCCAGGGAAAAGAGGCUUCAGAGGUGGGAUGGGACUACCAGGGCUAAAGGGAAACCAAGGACCUAAUGGACAACCUGGUGAUACAGGGGAGACAGGAUUUCCAGGAAUUCUGGGAGUUUUUGGACCGAGGGGGCCUCCAGGAGACUUUGGGCCAAAGGGUAUACGAGGACCAAAGGGGCCAAUGGGAUCAAUGGGCAGAGGAGGAGUUGCUGGCCCCACUGGAAUUAUUGGUCCCAAUGGCAGCGCAGGUCCUAGAGGGGAGAAGGGGAACCGUGGAGAAAUUGGAUUGCAAGGUCCAAUGGGAUCUCCUGGACCUCGUGGACCUCCAGGACUUCCAGGUCCCCCGGCUGUCCCUCUGUCAUUCAAAGAAGAUGGUGUUUUGUUCGCGGACUCACACACCCUACACAGGACUGAGAAUAAGCCAGUGAUGGACCUGCCUAUGCUGGACCAAGGCGCAGAGAUCUUUAAGACCCUCCACUACCUCAGUAACCUGAUCCAGAGCCUGAAGAACCCACUGGGCACUCGAGACAACCCCGCCCGCAUCUGCAGGGACCUGCACAGCUGUGAACAGAAGCUAAACGAUGGCACUUAUUGGAUUGACCCUAUGGGCUGCUCGUCAGAUAAAAUAGAAGUCUCCUGCAACUUUACUGGAGGUGGACAGACCUGCCUUAAACCAAUAACAGCAUCCAAGCCAACGGUCAGCGUCGGCCGUGUCCAGAUGAACUUCCUACACCUGCUGAGCUCAGAGGCAGUGCAGCACGUCAUCAUCCACUGCCUGAACGUCUCAGUGUGGAGGUCACCUGAGGGUCAGCCGGGUUCCCAGUCUGUGAGAUUCAAGGCCUGGAGUGGGGAGGAGUUUGAGGUGGGGGGAGAGCUUGAGCCAGAAGUCCUUGAAGACUCCUGCUGGGUGAAAGAUGGCCACUGGCACCAGACCCAUUUUGUGUUUCACUCCCUGGACCCCACCCUGCUCCCUGUGAUCGACAUCUACAACCUCCCCGACACUUCUCCCGGCUCACAUUACCACCUCGAAGUAGGUCCUGUAUGCUUCCUGUGAUGGCUGCAGUGUAACACAUAUGAUCACAGAGGAAGGAUGGAUCAUCACCCCCACAGGUGACACCCUCGUGCAGGCGUGGGGACCAGAGCAGCCUCCUCCAAUCCAUGGCAAAACAAGCGAGUACGAGUCUCCCUUUGCCAAACUCCCAUUGGACUGCAGACACAGAGGGAGUAAACGCG